CAGUAAAAUGGAUCAUAAAUAGCUAUUAGCUAAGACUGUAUCAAAAACAAUGUACAAUUGUUGUCUUGGAAACAGAAACCCUUCUGGCACCUAUUCAAGCCAACAACUGGAAAUUCCAAAAUGGCACAGAGUUACUGGAACCGAAUGUCUAUCGAUUAGGUACUGCACUUGCCGACUCCUCUUGUACCCCUCCAUAUCGUCAUAGUCAUAGUAGGUUUCACCUAAAAAGUACUUGUCGAUUAGUCAGAAAAGAUAACGAUUGCGAUAGAGCAGUGUUGUCAUUAAAUGGCGGGCUAUUUCAGUGCAUGCCCCGCCGCAAACAUGAGCAGCACAUGGGUGGGCAGAGCUCCAGAACCGGCCGACAUGGAAAUGGUGACCGUAACCACGCAGCCAGACUAUGGGGUGGUGGUGACCCAGAUACCCGUCUACACCCUAAACGGAGUGGGGGCGGGCGCACUUCCGCUGGCUGUGGGCUCCAAGCCGAUGAGGGUGAGGUGUCCGUCCUGCAGGGGCGAGGUCACCACCAGUCUGGUCACGUCCCCCACCCGCAAGACCCACCUGUGCGCUCUGACCUUGUAUAUCUGCUGCUGCUGGCCCUUCAUCUGCCUUCCCUACUUCAUCAACUACUGCAAGAGUGUCCAGCACUACUGUCCCAACUGUGGAUGCCACAUUGGGAGCUAUAGCAUUUGAUCAAGUGCUGUGUCUCUGCCCUGCCAAAAAUCGUUUCCAUGUCAAGACUUAUAUAUAGAUGCAAUAAAUAAUAAUGUUUUAAAGUUUA
Molecule: messenger RNA, 778 nt
Organism: Drosophila simulans
Lineage: Eukaryota; Metazoa; Arthropoda; Insecta; Diptera; Drosophilidae
Product: lipopolysaccharide-induced tumor necrosis factor-alpha factor homolog
Exons: 2
Coding region: 286-690 (134 amino acids)
Molecular function (GO): zinc ion binding
Source: RefSeq, a predicted model, not a curated record